CGAGCGACAAUUUGUAUCUGUUUUAUUUUUUUUUCGUGCUGAUAAGAAAUGGAACAAGCUUAUAUUUUACGUAAAGAAUUUGCGAACAACAGAGAUCCUCAUGGUUAUUACAAUUUCGACCGGCUAGAGGCAAAUUAUAAAAGUCCCUCGAAAAGAUCAUUCCUUACCGAAUGCAUACGCCAAAUUUAUAUUAUGAAUGGCAUAACCAUGCCACUCAUUUCGAUGCCCGUUGAAUACAAUAAAGCUGUCAUCUGGCACAGAAUGAAUAAUUUAAUGAGGCCAGCUAGAAUUACAGUUGAGCAGGCAGCCAUGCAGAAAGUUAAACGCCGUUUAUUUCGAGAAACCAAGCCGAGACCACGUAAAUGUCCCAACCCUCAAUAUAAACAAACUAAAUUGACAGAGUGUUUGCAAUUUAGAACAUCGCGCUAUGAAUGGGGUGUAAGAAAAAUACGUCGUAAUUAUUUGGAUCAAGCUCGCAAAGACGUUGAAGCUGAGUUACGCCAACAACUUAAACGUAAGCACUCGGAUCAAGAUGAUGAUGAUGAUGAGAGCGACAUCGACGAGAGCUCAGUACAAUUCAAUAACAACGAUGAUGUAUUCCAAGUGUCUCAACAGGACAUCAACGAAAUCAGCAGUCCUGAACAUCCACAGACAAUACGAUCUAUUGUGGAACAACUUCAACAGGAACGCACUACCGAAGCCUAUCGUCUCAGUAGAAGAGCCAAAAAAAUGGAAGAAAUGCUUAUCGAUCAACAACAUUAUAAACGUUCAAAGGCCAAUGAUAAAGUAUUAGAAUCAUCCAUACGUUCCAUAUUAUAUAUAAAGACACUAAUGAGUCUGAUGGUUGGCGAGCAAGAGAAUCACAAUCGUUGUGCUUAA
Messenger RNA from Calliphora vicina (urban bluebottle blowfly), 879 nucleotides. RefSeq lists its product as uncharacterized. The record is from RefSeq and is a predicted model, not a curated record. NCBI's taxonomy places the organism in Eukaryota, Metazoa, Arthropoda, Insecta, Diptera, Calliphoridae. The transcript has a single exon. Bases 49 to 879 code for a protein of 276 amino acids.